UCUCAUUUUGAUUUGCCAAUGAACUGUUUGUUAAUCUGGAGAAGUGAGAAUGAGCAAACACAUUAGCCAGAUCUAGAGUAAUUAUUAUUGUGUGUGAUCUCAUGAGUAGCACAUUGAAGGCUAUGAUUUCUCAAUCUAUAAAAGGUUCACUGUGGCAUUUCCAUGACCUUAAUUCUUAUUUUUUUGGUACCGAGGAUUGAACUCAGGUCCUUACUCUUGCACAGCAGGCAGCCAAACCACUGAGCUAAAUCCCUGGCCCCCCAUGACCUUAAUUCUUAACCCUGGCUGCUCUUUAGAAUCCUCUAGGCCUAAGCUUUGAACAAAUGCUUAUGUCUGAAUCCUCCUCCAGCCAAUUAAAUCAAAACCUACAGUGUUGGGUCCUGGGCUUCUACUUAUUUUCACAGCUCUCAGGGUGGCCCCAGGGUCCACCAGCAGGAGCGCCACUGCUCUGUGACAUAUGAGAAGCUGUUGAGUCACCUGCUAUUGUUGACAUCACAAGCACUCUGUGUUCUUUUCCACACACUUGGAGACUAGGUUUUUAGAGGAAAUGGACACCUGGCACUGUCCUUUUAUCCCUUGUUCCCACUUCUUAAAACCACCAUCAUUAAGAAUCAUUAAUUUUUUUAUAUCACAGUAGUAGACAAAUAAUUUUACCAAGUGCUUUCCUACCAUAAUUAUAAAGCAGUAUAUCUUGUAGAGCACUGACCAGAAGUUAUCUCACUUACAAAUUUGCUUGUUAAAAAUUUGGGUGUGUGGAGCGGGGGGAGGGUAGUAUUUAUGGAAUUUUGUGAUAUGUUGCUUGGCAACAAUACCUGAGACAGUUAAGCUUCUGCACUCUGAACUGUCAGAGUUACAAGGCCUGGUGAGCCCAGUGGAUGGCUUCCUGCUAACAGAAGGAAAUGAGUUCUUCAUUAUGCAGAGGGUUUGAAAAUUUGUACUUCAGAGCAUACCAUCCAUAGCUAUGUCACAAUUCUUGUUCUUGACUCUGCAAAUUCUUCUGCCCUUUAGCCCUCUUACUUCUCAAGAGCUUGAUCUGAUCAGAUACAACGCCCGGGCAUCUUGGCAGAAUGAAACACAAUGGUCCAAUUCUUCAGUGACAACAUACUCAGGCAGUUACUGAGAAAAACAACUGGAUGAGUCCACCUGCAGCCGCUUCACUUUUAGAGCAGGACAGCAUGCGCCUGGGUGUAAACGGAUGGUAUUGUCAAACAGCUCUACCCACAAUCCUCUGCUCUGCAGGGCUGGUACCCAAGAGACUAAAGAUGUCAAAGUCCCUGAUAUAACCGGGUCCUUGAAAACUCCACUUGAUGUCAAGCACAGAGUGGCACACCAGAUUUGGUAUUCUGCUGAUUUUCCUCCUGCAUUUCCAAAUUAUAAAAAUUCAUGUGUGAGAUCUAAACAGCCAGCGUCAGAGGCCCUGGUGAACCACAGAUGUGUGGGAAAAAACUUCCCAAAGCAUUUUCAGGGACAAUGGGAUUCUAUAAGUAAAGUCGGUUCAUCCGAAGACUCAGAAGCCGAUCAAUAUUCCGAUUAUGGUCGGGGAGGACUGUUAUCGUUACUUUCCUGACUUGGAAAACGAAGCCACCGCCUGGAGGCCCAGAGUUUGCCUGAUAAACGACUGUGAGGAUCCAACACCUGGCUCUGCCUCCUUCUCAGGAGUGAAGGAUCCUCAGGAGGAGGAGAUUGAGUGCAUAGUGGAGACUACAGUGAUGGCAGCACUCAUGACAAUGCACUAAUUAUAGUGCACACCUCUUGUUCCCCAGCUCACAAAUGCACCUUCUUACUGCAGCCUUGCUAUGCCAACCAGCUGUAGAGAAGUAUAAUUGACAGCAUCUCACUUUGGCUGUACCAAGUCCCUCAUGCAGUCUGCACCAUGGCUUCUCUGCCACCUGGAAGUGUAAGAGAGUGAACACCUCUGGGUUGACUCCACCCUCUUUCUUCUGUCUCUCAGGCUGUCUAUUGUGAGGUUUACACAGCUCCUCCCCAGGGCCCUGGAAAUGUUUCAUCUCAGUUGUCUACAGCAACAACUAGCUCACCAGUGCACCUGGGAUUGGCUUUCCUUUCUUACGUGUUCCGCUCUUACUGGUUUCUCACUUUUAAUCCUAGGAUUGAUUUCUAAAAUAAAUGAUUGAACAUAAGCCCUGUUCUAUGGUCUCUGUUUUUAGCAAGAGCUCAGAGAAUAGAUAGAUAAAGAUUGAUAGAUGAUAGAUG
Messenger RNA from Heterocephalus glaber (naked mole-rat), 2211 nucleotides. The record is from RefSeq and is a predicted model, not a curated record. Lineage: Eukaryota; Metazoa; Chordata; Mammalia; Rodentia; Bathyergidae.